Molecule: messenger RNA, 589 nt
Organism: Schistocerca cancellata (South American locust)
Lineage: Eukaryota; Metazoa; Arthropoda; Insecta; Orthoptera; Acrididae
Product: signal peptidase complex catalytic subunit SEC11A-like
Exons: 1
Coding region: 44-580 (178 amino acids)
Cellular component (GO): signal peptidase complex; membrane
Molecular function (GO): serine-type endopeptidase activity
Source: RefSeq, a predicted model, not a curated record
AUUUGAAAUUUGCGGAAACUUCCUGUAAAACCAAGACGCAAAAAUGUUUGCCAGUAUGUUUGACGAGGUGGCGCGUAUGAACAAGCGCCAGUUCCUCUACCAAGUACUGAGUUUCGGAAUGAUAGUUUCGUCGGCGCUUAUGAUAUGGAAAGGUCUAAUGGUUGUUACAGGCAGUGAAAGUCCUAUAGUAGUCGUACUAAGUGGGAGCAUGGAACCUGCAUUUCAUCGUGGCGACCUUCUGUUCCUGACCAAUUAUCAAGACGAACCUGUCCGUGUUGGCGAGAUCGUCGUGUUCAAGGUCGAGGGCCGUGACAUUCCAAUUGUUCAUCGUGUACUUAUUUUGCAUGAGAAAGAGAAUGGGACUGUAAAGUUUCUGACAAAAGGUGAUAACAAUAAUGUGAAUGACCGAGGGUUGUACGCCCGUGGGCAGAUGUGGCUGACCAAGAAGGACGUCGUCGGGCGGGCCCGUGGAUUCCUUCCGUAUGUCGGCAUGGUCACAAUAUACAUGAACGAAUACCCUAAAUUCAAGAUAGCUGUGCUGGCGUGUCUCGGACUGUAUGUGCCGGUACAUCGAGAAUAGUAGAGGGGU